Leopardus geoffroyi (Geoffroy's cat) is the source of this 9438-nucleotide messenger RNA. RefSeq names its product extracellular matrix protein 2 (gene ECM2). Gene Ontology annotation, molecular function: heparin binding; collagen V binding; protein binding. The coding region runs from base 6344 to 8473 and encodes 709 amino acids. The record is from RefSeq and is a predicted model, not a curated record. NCBI's taxonomy places the organism in Eukaryota, Metazoa, Chordata, Mammalia, Carnivora, Felidae. Gene Ontology annotation, cellular component: extracellular matrix. Gene Ontology annotation, biological process: positive regulation of cell-substrate adhesion; extracellular matrix organization. The transcript is spliced from 12 exons.
UUUUGUUAUAUCUCUUUUUUCCUUAUUUUUCUUGCUUUACUGCACUGGCCAUGACCUUCAGUGGGCCUGUCUUCUUCCCAGAAAGGGAAACAUUUCAGUAUUUCACCAUUGAGUAUUUUUUAAAUAACAACUUUGUGGAGAUAUAACUUACCAUAAAAGUCACCUUUUUAAAGUAUACAAUUCAGUGGUUUUUAGUACAUUCCUAGUGGGGAGCCAUCCCACUGCCUACUUUUGACACAUUGUAGUCACCCCAUAAACAUACUCCGUUCCCCCCGACACUCUCAUCCCCUCCCUCCCUUCAUGGAUGGGCUUGUCCUGGACAUUUCAUGUGAAUGGAAUCAUACCGUUUGUGUCCUCUCACAAGUGUCUUUGCACGGAGCAGUGUGUUUUUGAGGUUCCUCUACACAGCAGGUAUCAACGCUUUAUUCCUUUUUACUACCGAGUAAUAUUCCACCGGGUGGAUGGGCAUUUUAUUCAUCCAUUCAUCAGCUGAUGGACAUUAGGGUUGUUUUCACAUGUUGGCUGUUAUGAACAGUGUAGCAAUGAAAUUAGAAAUUCAUGUGUAAGUUUUCAUGUAGAUAUAUAUUCCCACUUCUCUUGGGUACGUAGCUAAAAGUGGAAGUGUCUGUUUUGCAGACACUGUCAGACUAAGGAAUUUCUUCCAUUUCUAGUAUGCGAAAGCCUUAUUUCACUCUCCUUUAAACAUUAACAUGACGGGGCGUGUGGGUGGCUCAGUUAAGUGUCUGAUCCUUGACUUCAGCUCAGGUCAUGACCUCACUGUCAUGAGAUCGAGCCCUGCCUCAGGCCCCUUGCUGGGUGUAGGGCCUGAGAUCCUCUCUCCCCUGCCUCUCCCCCAUGCACACACAUGCUCUCUCUCAAGAAAACAAAACACAUAAACAUGAUCAUGUAAUGUCUUUUUCUGCUGUUGUUAUUUUUUGCUUGUUUUUUGUUUGUUCGGGUUUUAUUCUUAAAUUAACCAGGUAUUUCUUGAAUAAGCCCAAUGUAGUCAUGAUGUAUUAUCCUAUUUACAUAUCGCUGGAUUUUACUUUUGUGAAUCUAUGUUCAGUAGUGAGCCUGGUCUAUAAUUUUCCUUUUCUAUACUACCCUUGUUGGGUUGUUGUAUGGUUAUGCCUUAAAACACUAUUCAGGGGGCACCUGAGUGGCUCAGUCAGUUAAGCGUCCGACUUCGGCUCAGGUCAUGAUCUCGUGGUCCUGUGAGUUCGAGCUCUACAUUGGGCUCUGUGCUGACAUCUCAGAGCCUGGAGCCUGCUUCGGAUUCUGUGUCUCCCUCUCUCUCUCUGCCCCUCCGCUGCUCAUGAUCUGUCCCUCUCUGUCUCAAAAAUAUAUAAACAUUAAAAAAAAUUUAAAAAACUACUGCUCAAUAAAAUUUGUUGAUGAAUAAUAUAGGCCUGUGGUAUUCUUUGUGGGAAGGUUUGAAAUUAUGACUUUGACUCCCUUAAUAGUUACAGACAAUUCAGAUUUUCUGUUUCUUCUUAUGGCAGUUUCAUAAUUGUAUUUUCUAGGAAUUGUCAUAUCAUCUAAAUUUGCUGGCAUAAUGUCGAUAAUAUGCUCUUGUGUUCUUAUUAAUUUGUAUCUUUUUAGAGAGAGAGAGAGAGAGAGAGAGAGAGUGAGCACACAAGCAGGCGGAGAGGGGCAGAGGGAGCGAGUGAGAAUCCCAAGCAGAUUCCACGCUCAGUGUGCAGCCUGAUGCGGGGCCCGAACCCACAACCCUGGUAUCAUGACCUGAGCCAAGAUCAAGAGAUGGAUGCUCAACUGACUGAGCCCCGCAGGUGGUCCUCCUCUUAUGUUCUUUUAACUGCUCUCAGAAUCUAUACUGACAGCAUUUUCAAGUCCUCACACUGGUAACCUACACUCUUCCUCUUUGUUCCUGAAUCUGACUUGCUACCGACUUUAUUAGGUUUAUUUAAAAAAAAUCCAGGUUUUGGCAUUGUAGAUCUUGUCUGCUGUAUGGGUGUUUUCUAUUUCAUUGACAGUUUUGCUUCUUGGCAUUUCUGGUGGUCUCCCCAAGGGCAUAAAGUUACGCAGGACCUCUGAGGUCUGUUGUGCUCAGGGUCUCUUUUUUUUUUUUUUUUUUUUUAACUGCAUUGCCAGGGGCAACCGGAUGGCUCAGUUGAGUGUCCAACUUCAGCUCAGGUCAUGAUCUUGUGGUUCAUGAGUUUGAGCCCCGCAUCGGGCUCUGUGCUAUCAGCAUAGAGCUUGGAGCUGCUUCGGAUCCUCUGACCCCUCUCUCUGCCCCUCCCCUGCUUGUGUGUGUGUGUGUGUGUGUGUGUGUGUGUGUGUGUGCGCGCGCGCGCACAUGCACAGAAGCAUGCUCUCUCUCUCAAAUAUAAAUAGAAAAACAUUAAAAAAACAAACAAACACCUACAAUGGUGAUUUCAAAAUGUUUUUAAAGUGAUCAAACUUUUCCGGUCUUUGAUGGUAAGGUUCAGAGAGUCACCCAACAUGCCAAUAUUUGAUACAGAAAACUGAUUUAUAACUGUGCUGUAUUUGCAUUACCUAUUCCAGAGCAUGAAAAUCAUUUUAAAAAUAAAGUGACACAGAGUGGCGCCUGGGUGGCUCAGUCAGUUAAGCAUCCAACUUCAGCUCAGGUCAUGAUCUCAUACUCCAUGAGUUUGAGCCCCGCGUUGGGCUCUGUGCUGACAGCUCGAGGCCUGGAGCCUGCUUCAGAUUCUGUGUCUCCCUCUCUCUGACCCUCCCCCAUUCAUGCUCUCUGUCUCAAAAAUAAAUAAACAUUAAAAAUAAAGUGACAGAGAAAUAGGCAUUCUGUGUAUUUAUGGUGGGAGUACACACAUUACAGGACCUUUGUAGAAGCACGCACCAAAACUCGAAGGAGAAACUGUCCAAACACCCGUUGACCACAUCACAGCACAUUCCCACAUCAGCACUGCACGUAAAUGUACCCCUUCCAGGGGGCAAGUCGGGGACAGCAGAUGGAACAACCAUCACGCCCCAUGGUGUGAAGUGGCUGAAGGCACUUGUGGCACGGGGCGGGCGUCACAACAGCCUGAGGAGGCAACACCCAUUUCUGAGAAGAGCCUCUUUAAACCUGUCAACAAGUAGCUUUAUCUUUGAAGUUGUUGCAUGGGAAGCAACCACACCCAUAUAAGAAAAACUAACUCAUCGGUAUCCCACAGCCCAGGGGUAAAAACACUGAAAAGGUGACCUUACUCAAACAUGUGUUCUGGAGGCUGAACCCACAGCAGCCACACUUGUGGCCCAGGCGCUGGGGGACCCGCUCACACCUGCGUGGUGACAGACACCAAGCUGCAGAGCAGCUGUCAGGGCCAAGUCUCAGGACACAGUUACGACUGCAGUAAUACAGGGGAGGAGACCUCGAAUACCAGGAUUUUCCAUGUACUAUGUGGUUAAAAUAGUUUCUGCGGAAGGAUUCACAUAACAGUCCAUGAAGCCAUGAAGUCAGAGCGGGGACCUCAGAAACCAGAGUCCUGGUCUCUGCGAUGCUGUCAGACUUGGCGUCCGUAACUCCUGGUCCGAAACUCCUGCCUUUACACUGCUACUUUAAGUUACUUCUCAUUGUUUAAAUUCUUUUUAAUAGUUACUUUUUUUUUCCCUGAUCUGGUUAUAAAAGGCUAAAAAUGUUAUAAAAGGACAGAUUACAUAGUAAAACCCCUGCAUAAUUCCAUCACUCAGAGACAACCAUUAUCAACAGUCUGUUAUUUAUUCCUUGUUUAUUCCUUCCUGUCUGUUCUCCAGGAAGGUGCUACACUGUAUACAUUAUUAGAAGGUAAGAUAAUACAGCACGUGUACUGUUUUGACAUUUCUUUUCUCUUCUUGGUACAUUGUGGACAACUUUGCUAACCGGUGUAACAGUUACUUGUCUCUCUACCAGCUUAGGGCAGUCCACUGUUCUGUCAAUAUACUAGUGGGUUAAUUCCUUCCCUUUUAUGUUACAAUGUUUCCAAGUACUUUCCUGGAUGCACAGAUGUACAGCUAAAGAUGUUUCUAUAAUGGAUGGCAAGGAGUCAAAUGCUAGGACAACAAACCGCUACAAAGAGUGUAAAGGUUUCUGUUUGUCUUAAACACUGUCCAAAACUGAGUUCAUCAACAUUUUUUUCCCUCCCCAAACAGUGUAUUUCAACAAAUCAGGUGCCCCCCCCCCGCCUUUUUUUUUUUUUUUUUUAAAGAGAAGCUUCAGAUUGACAGCAAAAGAGAGAGGGAGGUACAGAGAGGUUUUCCAUACAUUCCCCAUCCACCCCUUAUAUGUGACCUCAUCUAUUACCAACACCCCCACUAGCGUGGUACAUUUGUUGCUACUGAUAAGCCUGUACUGACAUAUACUAAUCACCCAAGCCCAUAGGUUACCCUGAGGUUCACUCUUGGUGGUGCACAUUCUAUGGGUCUGGAUAAAUGUAUGACGACAUGUAUCCACUAUUAUGAUCAUACAGGGUAGUUUCCCUGCCUUCACAGUUCUCCGUGCUCUAUUCAUCCCUCCCUCUGGCCUAAUCCCUGGCAACCACUGAUGUUCUACUGUUUCCACAGUUUUUGUCUUUUCCAGAAUGUCAUAUAGUUGGAAUUGUAUAGUAUGCAACCUUUCAGACUGACUUCUUUCACUAGUAAUGUACAUUUAAGGUUCCUUCAUGGUUUUUCAUGGCUUGAUAAGAGUAUUUCCUCUUAGCAUUGAAAAAUAUUCCAUUGUCUGGAUGGGUCACAGUUAAUUUACGCGCUCACCUACUGAAGGGCAUCUUGGGUGCUUCCAAGUGUUGGCACUAUGAAUAAAGCUGAUGUAAACAUCUGUGUGCAGGUUUUUGUGUGGACGUAAGUUUUCAACUCAUUUGGGUAAAUACCAAGGAGCAGGACUGCUGGGUCACAGAUUAAGAGUAUGUUUAGUUUUCUAAGAAACGUCACACUGUCUUCCCACAUGGAUGCGCCAUUUUGGAUUCCUACCAGCAAGGAAUGAGAAUUCCUAUUGCUCCACAUCCUCGCUUGCAUAUGGUGUUGUCGGUGUUUUUGGAUUUCUGCCAUUCUAGUAAGUGUGUAGUGGUAUCACACUGCUGUUUAAUCUCCAAAGCCCUUUUCUUUUCUGACUGUGUGUGAGCGUUUUUGGGAAGGAAGGUGGGGUCCUAUCUCUAAUAGGAGAAUCUUCCCAAAUGUUUCAUAAUCCUGAGCUAUCUGCUCACGACUAACAGUAUAGGGUUAAAAUGCUGACCAAAACAUAUCAGUGGGGAUGAUCAAUUUUGUCUUUAUAGUGGGUUGUGCCAGUAGUGAGCUUAGAUUCUGAACAUGGGGGUUCCCUGUUCCACCAGCCACCCAAGCCCAGUGGGUGAGAACACAGGUUCAGUUUAGGGGCAGAUGCCUAAUACAACAAAUGAUGGAGACAUCCGGAGGACUGGGGUCAUCUAACCUGCUACUCUUAAGUGCAGUCUCCAACAAACGUCACCAUUCCCAGCAUUUGGAAUUUCUAAACCUGUGGGGAACACCCACAGGGCUAUCCUGUCCCAUACACUUGGGCUGCAGUGUUAUCUGUCAGAGUCUCUGUGCCUUUAAUCUUUAAGGAAUUUCUCAACAUUUCUUCUAAUAGUACUAAUUAUUUUGCAUAUAUAUACAUAUAUAUGUAGUUUAUUUUAAGGAAUUUGGAUGGCCCACGUGUGUAGUCAAUUAUCUUGAUUUGAUCUACCCAGGUCAUUUUAAGAUUUUGGAAAAACAAAAAUGUAGCUCUUUUCUGUCAGAAAAUUUAGACACCUGAAGUAGAAUAGUAAGAAUUUAAAAAUAGCCAUUAAAUAAUUCCCUAGUCUGUGACAGGCACUUCACAUAGGGUAUUCAUUGCAUUGGCAGGGUAGGUAUUAUCAUCCCAGUUGUACAGAAGGAUAAAGUUUAAUCAGAAACAACAGUAACUCAUCCAAGGUCCCCAUAAGCAGCAGUGUGAGCCUGGAACCCUGACCGCUCUCUGACCUGCUCAUUUGUAGAUAGAAAAAACUGAGGCCAAAGUAGACAACCAAUUCGCCAGAGUAAUCAUCAUCAGAAGGCUCAAAGCUCCUUUGCACAUUUUCUCCUUAUUGCUUCAAGGCUGGAAGUUACAUAAUUUCAGUGACAUUAAUAUGUAACAGCUCUGUGCUUUGUUAACAAGGCUGCCUGCAGACUGGGGGAGCAGGCAGAGGACAGCGAGUUAACCCCACUAAAGGCAUCCCAGGAACGCACGGUCCUCCACGUGGCAACAAUGGCGUCUCUGUAGUCUGCCGGAGACUUUAAUGACACCAAGCAGAACCUACUUAGUUUAGAAUUUCAGGUUUCUGGAUGAAAGUGAGCCAAUUCUGGGGGGUAAGGAGAAAGACUCCGGGAGAAAUUGGAUGGUGGAAAAGCCAGCAUGAAGUUUGCAGGUUUGGUUUGUUUCCUUCUGCUUGUCAUCUGUCAAACUGACUUGGGACAAAAUGAAGAAGCACCUAGGAAGCAGCGGAGGAAGAUGCACCACAGAAGACUGAGGGGCAGCUCCUCGCCUGCCCGCAGGUCCAGCAGGCAGCUGGGGGACCAGCAGACGAUGGUCACACCCGGAGCAACACGUCCCGUGCUGAACCUGGACUACAGCACGGAGGAAAAGCUGGACUCUUUUCUAGGUUUUCUGGGAGUAGAAUCAAGUUAUAACGUGUUACCAGGAAAGAAGGGACACUGUCUGGUAAACGGGAUGACCAUGUACAACAAAGCUGUGUGGUCUCCUGAGCCAUGCACGACCUGCCUCUGCUCCAAUGGAAGGGUGCUUUGCGAUGAAACCGUGUGCCCCAUUCUGACAUGCCCCCAAACCAUCACACCGGAAGGAGAGUGCUGUCCAGUCUGCGUGGAUACUGCUUCUCCCCAGCCACUCAGUGGUACAGCCGUAAGCGAUACAAGUGAAUUUUCUGGUGAUUCUUCAGAACAAAGAGAAGCAACCAACUUACCCUGUAAGCAACUGCCAUCUUGUCCGCUGGAAAUGAACCCAGUGUUGCAAAAAGAGGAACUGCGGUUUGAGGAGGAUGAAGAAGAAAUUAAAGAAGAUAAAGAUAAGGAGCAGAAGAAACAGACCGCUGACCCCGGAGAGCAGGGGAGACCCCUCAGUGAAGGGCGGAGCAGAGAAGGGGGAGAGCAGAGACCCCACGAGGAGGGGAGGCAGGCCCAUCAAAGAGGACACCCAGCAAGGGAGGAGGAGGAGGAGGAGGAGGAGGAGAAAGAGGAGGGAGAGGGGGAGGACAAUGACGACGAGGAGGAGGACGGCGAUGACGAAGAGGAGCACGAUGACACCAUCAGAGGAGACGUGUUCAGGAUGCCCUCAAGACCCCGGGUCCCCCCCUCUCCCAGACGCAUGCCACCUCUGCCCAGCGGAUGCUCUCUGUCCUACAGGACCAUCAGCUGCAUGAGCGCGGGCCUCACGCAGAUGCCACCACUCACGGCACCAGAGAUAACAAGCCUGGAGCUUGCUGGCAAUGCCAUCACCUCCAUUCCUGAUGAAGCAUUUAAUGGGCUGCCGAAUUUGAAAAGGCUCGAUCUGAGCAAAAAUAAUAUCACCUCCCCGGGCAUAGGGCCCAAAGCAUUCAAGCUUCUGAAGAAGUUACUGCGCCUGAAUAUGGAUGGGAACAAUCUGGUAGAGAUUCCUCCUGACUUACCAUCUGCAUUAGAAGAACUUAAGAUCAAUGACAACAGUCUGCAGGCUAUCAGUGAAGAGAGCUUAUCCGACCUAAAUCAGCUGGUCACCUUAGAACUGGAAGGAAACAAUCUCAGCGAAUCCAACGUCAACCCUUUGGCUUUCAAAUCUGUGAAGAGCUUAUCCUACCUGCGUCUGGGAAGAAAUAAAUUCAGAAUUAUACCACAGGGGCUUCCGGCUUCUAUUGAGGAAUUAUACCUGGAAAAUAACCAAAUUGAAGAAAUAACCGAGAUUUGUUUCAAUCACACCAGGAAGAUCAAUGUCAUUGUGCUACGAUACAAUAAAAUUGAAGAAAACAGGAUUGCUCCUUUAGCCUGGAUAAACCAAGAAAAUCUCGAGUCGAUCGACCUGUCCUACAACAAGCUCUACCACGUCCCCUCCUACUUGCCCAAGUCACUGCUGCACCUCGUGCUCCUCGGGAACCAAAUCGAGCGCAUCCCUGGCUACGUAUUUGGCCACAUGGAGCCAGGCCUGGAGUAUCUGUACCUGUCAUUCAACAGACUCUCAGAUGACGGCGUGGACAGAGUCUCCUUCUACGGGGCAUACCAUUCUCUGAGAGAGCUGUUUCUGGAUCACAAUGACUUAAAAUCUAUACCACCUGGGGUACAAGAAAUGAAAGCACUCCAUUUUCUGAGGUUGAACAACAACAAGAUACGGAACAUUCUUCCAGAACAAAUCUGCAAUGCUGAAGAAGAUGGCGAUUCAACCCUGGAACACCUUCAUCUUGAAAACAAUUAUAUUAAAACAAGAGAAAUAUCAUCCUAUGCAUUUUCAUGCAUAAGAUCAUAUUCAAGUAUAGUUCUUAAACCACAAAAUAUCACAUAAUUCCAAGUUUUUGUUCAUCACUUACAAACCAUACUCCUGUAUUUGUUGUAGUAGCAUCUGUCAUCCAUAAGUGAGACCCAGCCCACAGAGAAACAACCAAAACACACCCUGAGUUUAGUUUUCCAGCGGUCUUAGUGAAAGUGCAGCUUCACACUCUAGAAAAAAGCCCCCUCCUGCAACUUUCCUCAAGAGAACAGGAUCUUACUCGCUGCUGAGUUAGACUGGGAAAAUCUGGAGCAAAAUAAGAAUGUCCUUUACAACCGACCUGCGUAUUGCUUUAGGCUAGGCUCUAAGUCCCUUUAAAAAAUACAUGUGUUAUGGUUCGAGACCAAGAAGUGCAUGGCAGGAAAAAAAAAUAGGUGGAACUUACAAAUUAAUGUUCUGUUUAUUAUCCUACUGUUAAAAUAAUUUAGUAUUUUCUAUAAGAUCCUAUGCUACAAUUAUUGGUAUAAAUAUACUUAGUGAUUGGGUUUGCUUAGUUCCUUUUUUAAUCACAUGUGUAAAAUUAAAACACUCCUGUCAUGUUAAUUUCCUGGUUUUGAGGACUGUAGUAUUGUUAUAUACUGCUUAUUAACAUUAGAGGAAACUGGGAGAAGGGCAUAUGUGAGUUCUACACUAUUUUUGAAACUUUACUACAAAAUCUAAAAUUUCUGUGUCAGUUUAAAAAAUUAAACAAUAUUUUAAGAUCACCCUCAUUAUUCUUUAUUCAAGAUCAAAAGAUUUUAUGGAAAGUAGUGGACUUUGCUUAAAAUAUGUUCAUUGUCCUUGACUACACCUUAUCAAUAUAAACCCUAAGGCAUGCAUUUUUGAAAAUUUUUGCUCCAAUGGUUACUGUUAGCAACUACCUUCUUUCAAUGUGCUCAAAAGUAUACUUUUAUCCAGUUCAAUUUAACAUAAAGCUAUUAGUAUUUACUAUGUACUAGAACCUGCCAAAACUAUAUGGUAUUAAAAUUUUUAUUAUGUAA